Molecule: messenger RNA, 528 nt
Organism: Glossina fuscipes
Lineage: Eukaryota; Metazoa; Arthropoda; Insecta; Diptera; Glossinidae
Product: PHD finger protein 3-like
Exons: 2
Coding region: 1-528 (175 amino acids)
Biological process (GO): DNA-templated transcription
Cellular component (GO): nucleus
Source: RefSeq, a predicted model, not a curated record
AUGUAUCCACUUAACAUUCCUAGUCAUUGGAAACAAUUUCGGAUUAUAUUAAAGCAUCUUCAUCAUCGCCCAGCCCGCGCCCAAGCACGCCGAAGCAGUUGCAAAAAUAUCCGUGGCCGAGAAAAACCUGUGAAACGACCAUCCAGCGAAGGAGAAAGAAGCAGCAAUGCCUCUAUUAGCUCCAGUAAAUUGGAUUCUGAACCCAUACGUCUGAUUGUAGGACGUACACUCAAAGAGCAAUUGCAAUUGAAAGCAUUUAGUGAUCAUGAGCAAACCAGUAAAACUCGAAUACCCAAACUGUCCACGGAAGAGAUUAAUGAGUUUGCUAAAGCAACUGAAAUAGAAAUAUACAAUUACUUCAGUUGCGAUAUUGGAAAUAAAUAUAGGGCCAAAUACCGUUCGCUUAUAUUUAACAUUAAAGAUGGAAAAAAUCAAACGUUGUUCGCUAAGAUUUGUGGGAAGUUGCUUGAACCGAAACAAUUGAUGCGAAUGUCUCCAGAAGAAAUGGCAAGUCAAGAAUUGGUAUAA